Carassius auratus (goldfish) is the source of this 2589-nucleotide messenger RNA. RefSeq names its product tandem C2 domains nuclear protein. The record is from RefSeq and is a predicted model, not a curated record. The coding region runs from base 131 to 1555 and encodes 474 amino acids. The transcript is spliced from 12 exons. NCBI's taxonomy places the organism in Eukaryota, Metazoa, Chordata, Actinopteri, Cypriniformes, Cyprinidae. Gene Ontology annotation, cellular component: nucleus.
GGGACCAGCGGACACUAGGACCCAACCGUAGGCAGAAGUUUGGAUGCUCACUGGAGGCUUCCGAUGCACCUGAAGCACUCGCGAGCUCAGAGAUUUCAGCUCCUCGCGGACAGCAGCACAGAUCAUCAACAUGACAGAAUGUUUCAAAAACUGCUGCCGGACAUUUAUGUCCAAGAAGAAUGAGCCAGAAAUUCAGAUGAUUAAGGUUCGACUUCCGGGUAAAUUAACUGCUGAGUCUAAUGUGAAGAGGAAUGUUGGAGUAUCAGAGGAUUAUCUGCUGUCUAAACUGCCUCCGGAUGGCCGGGAGGUUCCGUUCUUUGUCCCAAACUUCAAACCUUCCUAUAUCCAGCCGAGAGGAGCACAGCACUCUGGCUACAACAUUGGGCAACAGAGUGCCACAAGGACCACUUAUGCAGAAAGGAAGGCAGAACUGGCAAUAGCCGGUCAAAUGGUAUAUGACCCUGAUUUGACCUUAAACAGCAGUCAUAUGAUCAGCUACGUGUCACCUGGCUCACUGAGACGCCCCACUCUGAAAAUCAGACCCAAUAGCAGUCCUGGCACAGGUUUGGAACAUAGUGACAAACAAACACUCAGUUCUUCUUUGUAUGAUUUGUCAAACACUCAGGGCCAUGUAAAGCGUUAUGAUUCUGUAUCCAGUGUCCAGAGCAGCACAUCCUCUGUUCAGGAUUCCAUUGGGAGCAGCCGUAGUCUAGACUCCAUCACUUUCUCUGGCGAUGAGCGAGAUUGUGAGCCGGGAAAAGUGUGUGUGCAGCUGAAGUAUGAAGAGGCAGUGGAGCAGGUGUGGAUCACCUUAGUGAAGUGUACAGACUUGAGUGUGUAUACUGACGGGGUGGAGUUGCAGAAGAUUGGGGUCAAAGGGGUCAUCACCAUGUCCAAGCCAGUGCGAUUUAAGAGCACCGUCAAGGAAGCAUCAGCAGACACUGUCUUCAUGGAGACAUUCGUGUUCACUCUUAACUUAGAGCAGAUACGCAGGUCUGCACUGGUGCUGUGCCUGCAGGCUCACACACCACGUAGGCGUACGCUGGGAGAGUGUGUAUUAUCUCUGCGAAACCUUGGACAACAGGAAACAAAGCACUGGCUGGAGUUCAAGCCUCACUCUAAAACACAUGUGUGUCAUGCUGAGCUUCAGCUGGCCUUGUGCUUCCAGCCAGUGAGUAGUCGAAUGCAACUCCAGAUCCUCAGUGCUCAAAACCUUCCAACAUCUUCCUCACCACUUACACAGAGAUUCUUUGUGAAGGUUGAAUUGUUGAGUGAGGGUAAGGUCUUACUGAAGAGGAAGACGAAGGUGAUGAAGUCAUCAGAAGGGCAGAUCCAAUGGGGGGAGGUGCUUCACUUGCCCAUCACCAAUCAAGACCAGAAUCUGCAGCUGGCAGUCAAACUCUGCAGUCGCAGCUCUGUUCGGAGAAAACACCUGCUUGGACAGAUCCUCUUGGGUUUCGAAAGCAGUUCUCCUGAGGCGGAGGAACAAUGGAGGGAUUCCAUGGCUAAUCCUGAAAAAGUGGUGACGUCUUGGCACAGAGUUAGUCGACUAUGAAGUGAGAGGAUGAAGAAAGACAUUUUUUAGCCUAGUGGAUUUCAAAACUUUCAAAAAGGAAAAAAAAACCAACCCUUUUUCUAUCUUUGAAUAAUUAAAUAUGGUUAUUAUAUGGGAAAAAGGUGUUUGCCUAGAACGCUGCUUCUCAUCUACAGGUUUAAAAUUGAGUCACAUACCCUCCGCAGACUCUAGUCUGGUUAAUCCUGUAUUCAGCUGUUUGUAUAUUUAACAUUCUAUGUUCUUCUUUGGUGUAACUUUGAGAACGUGCAACUGUCUAAAACAUGGCACAGGAACAGGAUGCAUAGACAUUAUGUGCAAUAAAGUGUAUUAUACAGAGCUCUACAACUGUCAGUUUGGCAACAUGGCCAAAUAUUGAGCAGACAGUCAGCUAAUUACGUAACAGAGUUCAUAAAUGAAGUAUUAUGUUCAAUAUUUUUUAAUGUCACCUCCAUACAGCUUCAGUGCUGUUGAGUGAAUGUGAAUCUGUUCUCUGUAGAAACAGAUAUCUGCAUUUUCUGAGCAAUUUCAUGACUAUUAUUGCACUUUAGCCAGCUUUUGGAAGGAGAUGAACCUGUUUUAAGUGCAGUAUAAACUGUGUUGGUGUUGGGGGUGAACACUAUUUAAAAAUGUUUUAUUUUUAGAAGUUCAGAAAGGUUUGGGUUACAUUCCUUUCCAUGGAAAUUAAAUCCUUUAAAUUGUUCCAUAUUUCAUUUCACAAACACAAAACAGAGAAAGGCCACAAGAGAGUGCAAGAAAGAGACUUUUGUUUUGUUAUUCACUUCCCUGCAAGUGACAGUAGCUUGUCUAAAAGUGUUAAUUGUAGGCCUAUUAAGGUUUAAGUACAUUGUGUUAAUGAAUGCUGUAGUUCAGGUGACAUGGGAUAUUAUUACUAAUAUUUCGUUCAUAUUGACUGUAUUUUGUAUGCAUACACACAAAUAUUGUUUGAUCCCAGUCUGGCAUCCUGAUGUUAAAGAGAGAGAGAGAAACAUUGUUUGUAAAAUAAAAUAAAAAUGUGUUCAAUUUUAAUGGGAUUU